AUGAAUACGACAACCGCAUAUGGGCUCGACCAUGUCGAACAAGGCUGUCGCUUCCUAAGAGACAACAACAACACGUCGCAGCCGGAGCAUCUUCUACGAGCUCUUAGUUAUUGUCAAAACUAUGCCUACCAGAUCAUAGCCUCGCACUCACAGCAAAAACACCAGCUGGGCAUAUGCUACCAGAGCCUCGCAUCCCUGCAGCAGCAGUUGGAGCAGGAGCGCACUGAACAUGCAUCCACACAUCAGCAGCUUGAGCACGAACGUGACGAGCACUGCAAAACGGAUUCACUGCUUCAGGAAGAACGGCUAGGCCAUGGGGCUGCUAGGGCGGAACUGAGCUGGCAGGGUGAGAGGAUGUUGGCGGUUGAAAAUCAGUCUGCCAACGCCCAUUCCGCUCUUCAGGAGUGUGGAAAGUUCGCGGACAGCCUGAUCCAGCAGCUUUCCAUCGCUAACGGAGAGGAGGCGAAUUAUACAGCGGACACCGGCGACCCUUCGUUCCCGAGGCUGGCGGAUCUGUUGCUCGAGCUUACCUCACUAAGAAGCACACUUCAUUUGCUACAGGAGAACGACACGGACGGGAGACUUUGCCACCUCUUGGAGGAGAACGCGCAGCUGCGUCGACGGAACGGAGACCUUGAGAAACUGGUGAGCGCGGGCUGUAGCGAAAUACGUGAGAUGUCUGGGCAGCUAGAACGCCUGAACAGUCGCAUUGAGUCCCAGGGAAAACCUGUUUCUGAGCGAAGAAGCAGGAGAGCUGGAAAAGUCAAGGAGGAGCCUCGUACCCCUACUGUCAUUGAUGCACUACCCAAGUAA
Molecule: messenger RNA, 813 nt
Organism: Lasiodiplodia theobromae
Lineage: Eukaryota; Fungi; Ascomycota; Dothideomycetes; Botryosphaeriales; Botryosphaeriaceae
Exons: 1
Coding region: 1-813 (270 amino acids)
Source: RefSeq, a predicted model, not a curated record